GAUUUACCUAAAGAACCCAAAUAGUACUUAAUAAUUUCGCUACAAAGGCGUGGCCCAUUCAGAUAUUUAAAACUGUUGUUUGUUUGUUUGUUUGUUGUUGUUGUUGUUGUUGUUGUUGUUUUUAUUAUUGUUGUUGUUGUUGUUGUUGUUGGGGCAGUGAACUGUGUUUUACUAUUUUGGAGAGAAAAACUACUUCGCUCAUUAUUUUAAGCUUAACUAAAUAAAGAUGGCAAGUUCAACAACAACCAUAGCAUCACAAGUUCCGUUCCAUGAUUUUGCUGUAUUUUGCGAGAGAGUUUGUAAAACUGCUGGAAAGGAAAAGAAAAAGGAUGUGUUUCGAAAAUUUCUUCAGCAUUGGAAAACUGCUCACUCGAAAAUGCAUGGGAAAACAAAAACAACUGAUUCGUUUUUUCCUUGCAUGCGAUUCAUGUUGCCCCACCUCGACAGGGACAGGUUGUCAUAUGGUAUGAAAGAGAUUGUGUUAGCAAAAUAUUAUAUCGAUGCUCUUAACAUUGCUAAAGAAAGUGAAGAUGCAAAAAGAUUGCUCAAUUACAAAGCUCCAACAGGCAAACAAGAUGCAGGUGACUUCGCCAGUGUCGCAUUCAUGGUUUUGAAACAUAGAUGUCCUGAGAAAGGAAGUUUGACUAUAGAGGAUAUCAAUUCAUCUCUAGAUGAAAUAGCACGUGCAAAUAUUGACAAAAGAAGAGAUUUGUCGAAAAAAGAAAUACAGCGAGUUAUUCGUAACACCAGCGCUAUCGAACAAAAAUGGUUUAUACGAAUCGUCUUAAAGGAGAUGAAACUUGGUUUGAAUGAAAAUUCAGUUUUCCCUGUCUUCCAUCCUGAAGCAAAGGAACUGUACAAUGUGUGCAAUAGUUUAUCCAAGGUUUGUCUGGACCUGCAUGACUUAAAUACAAAACUAAACGAAACAGAAAUAAUGUUAGGCACGCCAUUCCGCCCAAUGCUUGGUCAGAGGGCGGCUAUUGACGACGUGGAAAAACUAAUGCAACAUAAAGAGUUUAUUAUCGAGACGAAAAUCGACGGCGAGCGAAUGCAACUUCAUAAAAAUGGCGACGAAUACCGAUACUUUUCACGUGGCUCGAUAGAGUACACGCAGUCGUUCGGAGCGACUAAAUACAGAGGUACACUUACUCCUUUCAUCGCGAACUGUUUUAAGACUGAUAUUAAGUCGUGUGUAUUAGAUGGAGAAAUGGUCGGCUUUGACCCGCAAUCAAAUGAUUACGUACUGAAAGGUUCUAACAUAGACAUUAAAGCUGAAAACCUUGGCCCCUUUCAUCCUUGUUUCGUCGUGUUUGAUAUUCUCAUGGUGAAUGAUGAAAGAUUAGCGAAUGUACCACUGAAAGAAAGAAUUGAGAGAGCUGAACACGUCUUUGAUGUUAGCAGUGGACGGCUGCAUCACGUAGAAAGAAAGCUUGGACGAACAAAAGAAGAUGUUGUGGGUGCGAUCAACAAAGCUAUUGAUCAACGUGAAGAAGGAAUCGUAGUGAAGGAUCCACUAUCAACUUACAAACCAAGUAAAAGGAACGGUAGUGGAUGGUUAAAGUUGAAACCUGAAUACGUGGACAGUCUGAGCGAUGACUUAGAUUUGAUUAUUUUGGGAGGAAAUUACGGUUCAGGCGCUCGUCAUGGUGGACUGAUAUCUCACUUUUUGUUAGGUGUGGCAGCUACUCCAGCAAAUCCCGGUGAUCAGCCAGCGUCAUUUCUCACUUUUGGAAAGGUAGGAUCUGGUUAUUCGGACAAAGAAUUGAAGUCGUUAUUAGGGAAACUACAUAAACAUUGGCGAAAGUUUGAUAGUAAAAAUCCACCUAAAUGCAUCCAAUUCAGCAGCGGAUCAAAAGACAAACCGGAAGUUUGGAUUGAGCCUAAGAAUUCUGUGAUAGUUCAAAUAAAAGCUGCUGAGAUCAGCAAUUCUGACAAGUACAAAUGUGGCUGUACCAUGCGAUUUCCCAGGCUGGAGAAGUUUCGAGACGAUAAGAUGUGGUACGAUUGUAUGACAUAUGAUGAGUUGGUUGAACUCAAACAGAUAGCUGAUGGUAAAUUAACGUAUAAAUUAACGGACGCUUCAACAACAGAGCCGGCUACGAAAAAGAGAAAAGUAGUAGCUAUUGAAAAACCAAGAACAGUAGCACAACAUUUCAAAGCAGCUGAUAUUGGUGAUGUGAAAGAGAUAUCAACACUAUUCUCCCACAUGGAACUCUGUGUUGUCAACGGACCAUCUGAUCGACCAAAGCAAGAACUAGAAAGGAAAAUUACUGAGUUUGGUGGUACGUUUGUUCAAAAUCCCGGGAGCACAACGUUGUGUGUUAUUGCUGAGAAACCAAACUUUCGUGUUAAAAAUAUGAUCGCUCGUGGAGAUAUCGACGUCGUGAAAGCCGAUUGGCUGUUGCAAUGUUUUAACGAGGAAAAAAUACUGCCUUACAAGCCUGACGAUAUGUUAUAUACGACCCCAAAGACUUUGUUGAAAUUUAAACAAGACUUUGAUCGCUAUGGUGAUGGUUACACAGAAGACACGUCUACCGAAACUCUUGCGCGUGUUUUCUCUAGUAUGAAGGAGACACGCGCGGGAAUAAGUGUUAGUGAAUUCGGAGAGUUAGAACAACGUUACUUUGAAGAUGACACGAAUGUUAAUAUAUUUAGAACUUGCAGGUUAUAUGUGGAUGGCAUAUCUGAAGAAGCUGAAGCGUUUCAAGAUGACAAUCGAAGCUUCGUCGCAUUAGAGUUUCAGUUUUUUGGUGGUGAGAUGUGUGUAGACUUAAACGAGAGAGCCAGUCAUGUUUUAGUUGACUUGCGGAACACAAACAGGUUGACGGAAAUACGAGAUGAGAUACAUGACCUUCCGUUGAAGCCACAUAUUGUGAGUUCCAAUUGGAUACGAGAUUGCAUCCUGAAAAAACGACUGUUAAAUGCUGCUCCCUACGAACCGGCGUGAUAGUCAUUUCAACUAAUGUAGCUGCAGAUAUAGGUUCGGACGAUGAGCCACUACUACCUGUGAAAAACAAAGAUUCGGCAAGUAACCAUAUAGAAUUGUUGAAACAUUUCCUGGGAAAUAGCUUUCUGUAUUUCACUUGUUUUCUGUAGAACACCAAGAAAUAACAAGCA
Messenger RNA from Hydractinia symbiolongicarpus, 3117 nucleotides. Its product is annotated as DNA ligase 4-like. NCBI's taxonomy places the organism in Eukaryota, Metazoa, Cnidaria, Hydrozoa, Anthoathecata, Hydractiniidae. Gene Ontology annotation, biological process: DNA recombination; nucleotide-excision repair, DNA gap filling; DNA biosynthetic process. Gene Ontology annotation, cellular component: DNA-dependent protein kinase-DNA ligase 4 complex; DNA ligase IV complex. Gene Ontology annotation, molecular function: ATP binding; DNA binding; DNA ligase (ATP) activity. The transcript is spliced from 19 exons. Bases 227 to 2947 code for a protein of 906 amino acids. The record is from RefSeq and is a predicted model, not a curated record.